AUGGGUGGCCCAAUGACACAGCCUCCCAGUGAUGAGCUCUUCGUGUCUGGUCUCCCCACCGAUGUCACCGACGAUCUGCUCAAGAAGAUCUUUAGCCAGUAUGGCAGCAUAAAGGAGGUGAAAGUUUUGCCUGUGGCCGCCGGCAAGCAAGCGGCUGCCGCUUUCGUGGACAUGAACUCCCUGGAGGAUGCCAAAUGGAUCGUGGAGAACGUCAACGGCAAUGUUCCUCAGGGAAUGGCAGGCCCAGUCACGGUGGCGUAUGCCACGCCGCGGUCGCGGCGCAAGGGCAUGAAGGGUGGCAUGAAGGGAAUGAUGGAAAUGAUGGCAGCGAUGAUGUCGAGCAUGAGUGGCCAGGGCAAAGGCGGAGGCUGGGGCGGAGGUGACAAAGGAGGCUGGGGUGGAGGCGAGAAAGGCGGAGGAGACUGGGGUGGAGGGGACAAGGGAGGGUGGGGUGGAGGCGAGAAGGGCGGAGGAGGCUGGGCCGGAGGGGAUUGGGGCGGAAGCGGUGGCAGCGGUCCCAAAGUUGUUGGACCAAGAAAAGGUGUCGGUGCUCCAGUUGUUGCCAAGGGUUGGAGCAGUGGCGGCAAGGGGUGGAGCGAUGGCGCCAAAGGCUGGGGCACGUCCGGCAAGGGCUGGGGUGACUCUGGUGGUGCCGGCAAGGGCUGGGGUGCCUCUGGCCCUGUCACCAGCAAGGGAUGGGGCGAUGCUAGCGGAGGCUGGGGCUCUGGUGGCGCCAAAGGCGUGGAUGGGCAGCCUUGGAAUGCAUUCCCACACUGUGAGGAUAAGAUCCUCGACUGGCCGGUGCGUCGUGAGAAACUGCUCGAGAUAUUGCACCGGAGCGAGGCGGACGUGAUUUGCCUGCAGGAAGUGACCCUGGAGGAGAGUGACACGGGGGCAAAGGAGGUUGAGUGGGUGCUACCCAGUUGGUUGCAGCUGGACGACUACAAAGCCGUCCCACUCGGGCUGAAG
Symbiodinium necroappetens is the source of this 969-nucleotide messenger RNA. Lineage: Eukaryota; Dinophyceae; Suessiales; Symbiodiniaceae. The record is from the annotation of a GenBank genome assembly.